GAACAGGAAGCAGUUAGUGAGUGAAUGGAUGCUGCUGUUCAGAACAGCAACAUUCAUUUAUCAGUUUUACCUUCUUUACACUGAAAAUAUAUUGCCAGACUCAAUAGACCAAACCAAAACUCCGUUUAACGGCAAGGUAUAUUGAAGAUCAUGGUUUAAGGUAGUGCAGGACUUUCUAAAGCCGCUACCACCCAAGCAGAAGGAUGUCGGACGAGGACGUGCCACAUGUGGUCGACAUGACCACCAGUGAGAAGGUGGUGGAGCUGCUGAACCAGGCCGCUCUGAUGGGGACAGAAGAGAAGCUGACGGUGCUCAAACAGGUCCAGGAGCUUAUUAUCAACAAGGAUCCAUCCCUGCUUGAUAAUUUUUUGGACGAGAUGAUUGCAUUCCAGUCGGACAAGUCCAUGGAAGUGAGGAAGUUUGUCAUUGGGUUCAUUGAAGAGGCAUGUAAACGUGACAACGAGCUGCUGCUGCGUCUGGUGGCCAACCUGAACAUGCUGCUGCGGGACGAGAGCGUCAACGUGGUGAAGAAGGCUAUCCUCACCCUCACACAGCUCUACAAGGUCACCCUGCAGUGGAUGGUUCGCUCCAAGGCGGUGACGGAGAUGCAGGAGGCAUGCUGGGACAUGCUCACGCAGAUGAAGGGCGACGUCCUCGCCCUGUUGGACUCUGAGAACGACGGCGUACGAACCCACGCCAUCAAGUUCACCGAGUCACUCAUCAUCUCUCUGUCGCCGCGGACGUCUGACUCGGACGUCCCCAAGCGACAGGACGCAGACGUCAGCCUGGACAAGAUCCCCAAAGACCACUCCUACAUCCGCUACGUCAUGCUGUGCGAGGAGGGGAAGUCAGCGCUGGAGCAGUUGCUGAAGUUCAUGGUGCACCCAGCCAUCUCCAGCAUCAACCUGACCACGGCGCUAGGCUCCCUGGCCACGCUCGCCCGCCAGAGGCCCAUGUUCAUGUCCCAGGUGGUGCAGGCCUACGAGACCCUCCAUGCUAACCUGCCCCCCACGCUGGCCAAGUCCCAGGUGAGCAGCGUGCGGAAGAACCUGAAGAUCCACCUGGUGGCGGUGCUCAAGCACCCCUGCAGCCUGGACUUCCAGGCCCAGAUCGGCACCCUGCUGCUGGACCUGGGCAUGCCCCAGAGCGAGAUCAGCCGCGCCACGCCCGUCCCCCGGGAGCCCCGCAAGAGGCCCCGCACCGAGCAGUACACCGAGGGCAAGAAGAUCAAGAUGGAGCCUGCUCUGAUGGAGGAUGACGAGGAGAAGGAGGAGCCAGCAGCAAUGUCGGUCUCCAAACCCUCCCCCGCCCCCGCCGCCCAGACCGCCAUCGACCUCACCGCCCACUUCCUCCACCCGCUGCUCAACGCUGAGAACGUCGCCAACCUGGUGCUCAUCAGCAUGGUGUACCUGCCAGACGUCAUGCCCGCCUCCUUUCAGGCCACCUACACACCUGUGGAGUCGGCCGGCACCGACGCCCAGAUCAAACAUCUGGCUCGGCUCAUGGCCACGCAGAUGACGGCGGCGGGCAUCGGCCCAGGUCUGGAGAAGAGUCGUGCACGGGAGGGGGACUCCAAAGAGAGCCUGGGGGAGGACGAGCUGUCCCAGGAGAUGCUGAUCAAGAGGAAGCUGCCAAUGGCCCACGGCCAGGCCAUCUCCGUGGUGGGCACCCCCUACCCGGAGAAGCAGGCCGCCAUCGAGGUGCCGCUCACCAAGAAGCUCCCGGAGCCCAUCCUGCCCUCCACACAGCCCAAGUUGCCGGGUGCGACGGGCAAGAGGAAGGUGUUCCGGCUGGCGGACGUGGUGCAGCCCCUGCUGGAGGGCCAGAUUGAGAAGCUCACGUCCGGGGCCGUCAAACGCAUCCUCGACUCUGAGAAGAACAUUGCCCAGAGCGGCAUGGCCCACAUCCGGGUGAAGCUGCUGUCGCGGCUGGUGACCCAGUUCGAGGGCAUGAUGAAGGAGGACGUGCUGGCCUUCAUCCUGGAGGACAUCCGCAGCCGCAGUGACCUGGCCUUCUCCCUGCUGUACCAGGAGUACAACGCCUACCUCAGCCAGCUGCCCGAGGGCCUGCUGGACGGCUACGACCACUGCCUCUACACCCUGCUGUCGGGCCUGCAGGAGAAGCCCGAGCAGAGGGACGGUCUUUUCACAAAGCUGGUUCUGGAAGCACCCGUCAUUACAGAGUCGGCGCUGGAAGUGAUCCGGCGAUACUGUGAGGACGAGUCCCGGGUGUAUCUGGGCAUGAGCACGCUGAAGGAGCUCAUCGUCAAGCGACCGUCGAGACAGUUCCAGUACCUCCACGUCCUGCUUGACCUCAGCUCCCACGAGAAGGAGAAGGUUCGCAGCAUGGCCCUGCAGUUCAUCAAGCGUAUGUACGAGAAGGACCAGCUACGGGACUACAUUGAGAAGUUUGCCCUGAACUACAUGCAGCUGCUGGUCCAUCCCAACCCCCCCUCUCUGCUCUUCGGCGCCGACAAAGACACGGAGGUGGCGGCGCCAUGGACGGAGGAGACGGUGAGGCAGUGUCUGUUCCUCUACCUCUCCCUGCUGCCCCUCAACCACAGGCUGGUCCACGAGCUGGCCUCCGUCUACACCGAGGCCAUCGCCGACAUCAAGCGCAGCGUGCUGCGUGUCAUCGAGCAGCCCAUCCGUGGCAUGGGGAUGAACUCCCCCGACCUCCUGCUGCUGGUGGAGACGUGUCCCAAAGGAGCGGAGACGCUGGUGACCCGCUGCCUCCACAUCCUCACCGACAAAGUGCCCCCGUCGCCAGAGCUGGUGGAGAGGGUUAGGGACCUGUACCACAAACGAGUGCCUGACGUCCGCUUCCUCAUCCCCGUCAUCAACGGCCUGGAGAAGAAAGAAGUGAUCCUGGCUCUCCCUAAGCUGAUCAAACUGAACCCCAUCGUGGUGAAGGAGGUGUUCAACCGGCUCCUGGGCACACAGCACAGUGAAGGCAGUUCAUCGAUGUCGCCCCUCACCCCAGGGGAGCUCCUCGUCUCUCUGCACAACAUCGACUCAACCAAGUGUGACAUGAAGUCCAUCAUCAAAGCCACCAACCUGUGCUACGGGGAGAAGAACGUGUACACGUCGGAGGUGCUGGCGGUGGUGAUGCAGCAGCUGAUGGAGCAGAACCCCCUGCCCAUGUUGCUGAUGCGGACCGUCAUCCAGAGUCUCAGCAUGUACCCCCGGCUGGGCGGCUUCGUCAUGAACAUCCUGUCCCGCCUCAUCGUCAAGCAGGUGUGGAAGCACCCCAAGGUGUGGGAGGGCUUCGUGAAGUGCUGCCAGAGGACCAAGCCCCAGUCGUUCUCCGUGUUGCUGCAGCUGCCCGCCACCCAGCUGACCAGCGUGUUCGACCGCUGCCCCGAGCUCAGGGACCCGCUGCUGCAGCACGUCCACUCCUUCACCCCCCACCAGCAAGCCCAUAUCGCCCCCUCGGUCAUGGGCGUCCUGGAGGCCAGCGAUCAGCCUACGGUCAUGCCUGUGGGCCCCCCUGUGGAGAGACGGGUCGAAGGGGCCCCUGCUCAAGCUCCCCCACUAAAGGCAGAAGCUGCUGCUCCUCCUCCAGUGAAGGUGACGCUGGUGGAAGACCGGCCUGUCCAGUCCCACCUCCCCCCCGUCCAGUCCCACCUACCCCCUGUCCAGGCUCGCCUCCCCCCUGUCCAGACCCACCUCCCCCCUGUCCAGACCAACCUCCCCCCUGUCCAGACCCACCUCCCCCCUGUCCAGACCCACCUACCCCCUGUCCAGUCCCACCUCCCCCCUGUCCAGACCCACCUACCCUCUGUCCAGGCACAUCUCCCCGCUGUCCAGGCACAUCUCCCCGCUGUCCAGUCCCAUCCCCAGCCAGUCCAACAGAAGCAGCCAGACCUCAGGACCAGCGAACCCGUGGAAGAACCCAUGGACCAGGGAGGGCUGGACACGGGGGUCCAGGAGAAACCAGACCCUAGGGUGACCCAGGUUGAGGUGCAAAGGCCAGAGGAGUCUUCAACUCCUCCAACAGAAACCACAGAAGAAGAACCAAUGGAGACGGCUGAUCCUGAACUGUCAGAGUUGAAUGAACCAACCGAAGAUGCCGAUGCAGACCGCGCAGAAGAGUCAAAGGAUGGGAGCGGAGAAGAAGAGCCUGAAUAAAUUUUCUAAAAAGGAAAACACUUAAGAGUUUGUUAGUUUAGGUUACUUUUGGAUCAUAUUUAGUUGUUUUGUACUAAAUUUAAAAAAUGAUAUUUUGAUGAAAAAAAUGUUUAGUUCAUGUAUGUUUCGCUUUUUCCUUUCUUUCAUUUUGAGAAGGCGAAUAAAAAUAUCAAACCGAAAUUGUCUGUUUUAUCCAUAUUUUACUGUCAGCACAGUUUGUUUUUACUGCUUGCGAAUGUAAAUAAAUAAACGUGCAUGUG
Gadus morhua (Atlantic cod) is the source of this 4390-nucleotide messenger RNA. It is a transcript of the gene sympk, whose product is annotated as symplekin. The record is from RefSeq and is a predicted model, not a curated record. NCBI's taxonomy places the organism in Eukaryota, Metazoa, Chordata, Actinopteri, Gadiformes, Gadidae. Gene Ontology annotation, cellular component: mRNA cleavage and polyadenylation specificity factor complex. The transcript has 27 exons. The coding region runs from base 204 to 4130 and encodes 1308 amino acids.